AUGCCCUACAGAGCUCGUACUUACAACCUUCCCUCGGCCGGCACUGGGGAUACGUAUUUCCCAAUGACGACUGCACGAAAUGCGUAUGAUAACCACAUCAUCACAAACGAGCGAACCCUUUUUAUCCUGCAAGCCGCCCUCGCAAGGACUGAGUCACCACGCCUAUUGCCUAUUCUGCCUCGCCGCUCCUUCGUCGCCUCGUGGUAUCUGAUACAGGACUGGUCUGUUGCACGAGAUAUGAAAUAA
Molecule: messenger RNA, 246 nt
Organism: Penicillium canescens
Lineage: Eukaryota; Fungi; Ascomycota; Eurotiomycetes; Eurotiales; Aspergillaceae
Exons: 2
Coding region: 1-246 (81 amino acids)
Source: RefSeq, a predicted model, not a curated record